Oncorhynchus mykiss (rainbow trout) is the source of this 1400-nucleotide messenger RNA. RefSeq lists its product as uncharacterized. Gene Ontology annotation, molecular function: sterol 24-C-methyltransferase activity. Gene Ontology annotation, cellular component: endoplasmic reticulum. NCBI's taxonomy places the organism in Eukaryota, Metazoa, Chordata, Actinopteri, Salmoniformes, Salmonidae. The record is from RefSeq and is a predicted model, not a curated record. Gene Ontology annotation, biological process: sterol biosynthetic process.
ACAGAGAUCAUAAGACAGUAUGAUCCUCGUUAACAUAUGAGACAGACUUCACAUGGAGAAUCAUCAUAGGUCAAUUUACUUUUGCACUAUACGCUUUUUGUUAGACUAGAACAAUAUUUUGAGAACUGGAUCAUUUUGGUUAAGUACUUAUUGGGUCACUAUCUGAAGAAACUGGUUGAAUUUUGUGAACCCGACUGAGUCUCCGAAAAACAGGGGUCUAACCACCUCUUGAUCACACAGGCAAAGCGGGCGUUCGCAUUUUAGACACCAGGAACCAGAGGUGAUUAGCAAUUCAAGGAAAAACAGCCAAGUACCAGUUACAAUAUAUUGAGUCCAUACACAGAGUUGGAAGUGUAUAAAGAUAUUGGAAUUCGGAAUCCAUAGCUGUGAGAAUACCAAUUACAGGAAAGUGACCAAGGGGCGGAGCAUUAAAGAUGAUCUUAUUAGAGAAGCUGGGGCAGCAGUUGGGUCAUCCCACCCGGUCAGUGUAUGGUUGGCUGAUCACUAAGUUCCUGAAGUAUCACAACAAGAUGUUAGAGGAGAGUGCGGUGUCUCUGUCUGGGAUCCAGCCUGGAGAUACAGUGUUAGAGCUGGGCCACGGGCCAGGUCUGGGCCUGAAGGCUGCAGCCACACUGCUGACAGAACCUACUGGGAGACUCAUAGGAGUGGACUACUCACAAUACAUGCACAAGAUGGCAGGUGAUCUUCUGAAGGAGUUGGUGUCCAAUGGGAAGGUGUCUCUGUAUCAGUGUGAUGUGGCAGCCAUGCCUCUAGCAGACAAUAUGGUAGACAAGGUGUUCCACUGUAAUUGUUACUACUACUGGCCAGACCUGAGGAAGGGAGCUGCAGAGAUACACAGAGUCAUGAAACCAGGAGGUGUGAUGGUGACCACUCUGAGACUGAGCAGAGUGGUCAGCUUUGCGUCCAGGAGGGAGUUCCCUGGACUGAACUGGCAACCCGAGGCCUACAUGGCAGCUCUGAGAGCCUCUGGGUUUAACCAGGUCACAAUGGAGGAUCAUCAACACAGACACAUCACCUACCAGGCCAUUUACGCUACUGCUGAUAAGUGAUGAACACACACACCAUCAUUUGUCAUUCAGGAAUCGAGGAUCACUUUCUUUUUUAAAUAAAUAGCUGUGGAUUGUUUCAUAUCACAAAGCUCGUUGGCCUCUGCCUGUUAGGGCAGCGUGGCAACAUGCCAAGCUGAUUACCGAGUUGUGAAAAACAUCUAGAAUAUGUGAAGUCGUGUCUUGAGUAUAAUAAAAAAUGUUGACACAGGAGAUAUAGGAGAGUCUCUCUCUCCAGAAUGGCUCAGUAGGGCAGGGGUGUGUGGUGAAGAUAUAGGAGAGUCUCUCUCUCCAGAAUGGCUCAGUGGGGCAGGGGUGUGUGGUGAAGAUAUA